AUGGAUGGCAGCAACGCGGAGGAGUUGGCCAUUGGGUGCUUCGUCUCCAUCAAGACCACCUUGAGUGACGAGUUUCAGGGGCAAGUCAUCACCUUCGAUCGCCCCUCCAACAUCGUCGGUUCGAAAGGAGGGUCUCGGCGGAACAUAAGGCUGCUGAAGGCGAACUAUAUAAAGGAGUUGUCGUAUUUGGGUCAAGCCGAAGACCCACUUGAUGUCAAAAACUGUUACCUUGAUCUCAAUAGUCUCCGCGCCAGAGAGGAAUUGGCCAUUAGACAAGCAGAGGCAGAGUCCGAGAGGAUUGGUGUUGGGGUCACCAGCCAGGCCCAGAACAUUUUCGACGCCUUGUCUAAGACGCUUCCAGUGCGCUGGGACAAGACUGUAAUAGUUGUGAUGAAUGCGGUGCGUGUAAGCAGUCCAUAUACUCCGGAGUCUGUCAGUGGAGGAACACCUGCUGCCAAUGAGCGGGUGAAGAAAGUGCUUGAGCUUGAGAGGAAAAGGUUGCAAACUCGUGGCAGUGGUCAAUGA
Messenger RNA from Prunus armeniaca (apricot), 525 nucleotides. The record is from the annotation of a GenBank genome assembly. NCBI's taxonomy places the organism in Eukaryota, Viridiplantae, Streptophyta, Magnoliopsida, Rosales, Rosaceae.